CUUGAAAGAGGUUGUGUUGAAUUGUAUUGAAAACAAUUUUUGGCGGCUGUUGAAGGUUAAAGACUUAGAUCUGAAACUCUGGCUUCCAUCGUAAAAAGCUUUACAGCCAUGAAGUAUGUGUUAGUGUCGGGCGGGGUGAUCAGUGGAAUUGGUAAGGGGGUCAUCGCCAGCAGUCUGGGUAUGAUCCUCAAGUCCUGUGGUAUCAGGGUAACCUCCAUCAAGAUUGACCCCUACAUCAACAUAGACGCCGGAACAUUCUCUCCUUAUGAACAUGGUGAAGUUUUUGUUCUGGAUGAUGGUGGAGAGGUUGACCUUGACCUUGGUAACUAUGAGAGAUUCCUAGAUAUUACUCUUCACCGUGACAACAACAUCACCACAGGCAAAAUUUACCAGCAUGUUAUAAAUAGAGAGAGGAGGGGAGACUACUUAGGGAAAACUGUGCAAGUUGUCCCACACAUUACUGAUGCUGUCCAGGAGUGGGUAGAACGAGUUGCUAAGAUACCAGUAGAUGGGGAUAAUAAGACACCAGAAGUCUGUAUCGUAGAGCUGGGAGGGACUAUAGGAGACAUAGAGGGUAUGCCAUUCAUUGAAGCGUUCCGCCAGUUCUUCCAUUUCCGUGUCAAGCGGGAGGAUUAUUGCUGUGUACACGUCAGUCUUGUUCCCCAGCCAGGAACUACAGGAGAACAAAAAACCAAACCAACCCAACAAAGUGUGAGAGAGCUGAGAGGUUUAGGUCUCUCCCCAGAUUUAAUUGUGUGUCGGUGUCAAAGUCCUGUGGCAGAAAGUGUUAAAUCUAAAAUCUCCCUGUUUUGUCAUGUGGAACCCCAACAGGUAUUUUCAAUACAUGAUGUGUCAUCUAUAUACCGAGUCCCCCUACUGCUCACAGAACAGGGUGUGUCUGAGUAUCUCAUGAAGCGGCUCCAGCUCAAGUACCCCUCCCCACACAAUAAUCGCUGGAUGUUACGGUGGAAAGACCUCGCCAAAAGACAUGAUCAACUGUUGAGGGAGGUAACCAUUGCUUUAGUGGGUAAAUACACCCAGUUAGAAGAUGCCUACGCUUCUGUCAUCAAGGCUCUACAACACAGCGCUCUGUGUGUCAGCCACAGACUUAACCUCAGGUAUAUAGAAGCAGCAGACCUGGAGAUGGACAUGCUGAAACAAAAUCCCUCCAAGUACCACGAAGCCUGGCAUCAACUGGUGUCUGCAGAUGGAAUACUUGUGCCAGGUGGAUUUGGAAUCAGAGGGACAGAGGGGAAAAUACUGGCAGCCAACUGGGCAAGAACAAAAAAUAUACCCUUCUUAGGAGUGUGCCUUGGGUUGCAGUGUGCUGUGAUUGAGUUUGCUCGUAAUGCACUCGGCUGGGAGGGGGCUCAUUCCACAGAACUGGAUCCUGCCACUAAAUACCCUGUGGUAAUUGACAUGCCAGAACACAAUACAGGACAGAUGGGCGGAACCAUGAGACUAGGAAAACGCAAGACUCUCUUCAAUGCCAAGACCUGUAUAACAAAAAAGUUGUAUGGAAAUAAAGAAUAUGUUGAAGAGAGACAUAGACACAGAUAUGAGGUAAACCCUAAGUACAUACAGACCUUUGAAGAUGCUGGGAUGAAGUUUGUUGGUCGCAGUGUGGAUGGAGAGAGAAUGGAAAUUAUGGAAUUAGAUGGUCACCAGUACUUUGUUGGGGUCCAGUAUCACCCUGAGUAUAUUUCCCGCCCCAUGAAGCCCUCUCCCCCAUACCUUGGCCUCCUGCUGGCUGCCACGGGAAAGAUGCAGGCGUACCGAACACGAGGGUACAGACUGUCCCCCCACUUAUCCUACAGCGAGGGAAAUGACUCGGAGGACGAGGAAAUAUCAGAAAUUGUCAAGAAUCUCAGUACAGAGGAUGCAUUCGAAGUCUCAGCCAAUCAAACGAGCACCAGUGAACAAUCUUAAUCAUGUGUGUCAAUAGCCAUAUCACGAUAGUUUCCAAGUAAUAAUUUACAUUCCCUUCAUUGUCCUGGCAUUAUUUAUGCUGAUGAGUCUAUAUCAUGUUGUUAUUAGGUUCUAAAAGAGUUUUUUUUAUAA
Messenger RNA from Saccostrea cuccullata (small rock oyster), 2061 nucleotides. RefSeq names its product CTP synthase 1-like. Gene Ontology annotation, molecular function: identical protein binding; CTP synthase activity. Gene Ontology annotation, biological process: pyrimidine nucleobase biosynthetic process; CTP biosynthetic process. Gene Ontology annotation, cellular component: cytoplasm; cytoophidium. NCBI's taxonomy places the organism in Eukaryota, Metazoa, Mollusca, Bivalvia, Ostreida, Ostreidae. The record is from RefSeq and is a predicted model, not a curated record. The coding region runs from base 109 to 1929 and encodes 606 amino acids. The transcript has 16 exons.